Molecule: messenger RNA, 2416 nt
Organism: Corvus hawaiiensis (hawaiian crow)
Lineage: Eukaryota; Metazoa; Chordata; Aves; Passeriformes; Corvidae
Gene: MAPKAPK2
Product: MAPK activated protein kinase 2
Exons: 10
Coding region: 1-1173 (390 amino acids)
Biological process (GO): vascular endothelial growth factor receptor signaling pathway; peptidyl-serine phosphorylation; toll-like receptor signaling pathway
Cellular component (GO): cytoplasm; nucleus
Molecular function (GO): mitogen-activated protein kinase binding; calcium/calmodulin-dependent protein kinase activity; calcium-dependent protein serine/threonine kinase activity
Source: RefSeq, a predicted model, not a curated record
AUGCUCUCCGGGGCGCCGCCGCCGCCCGCCGGCUUCCCCAGCCCGCCGCCGCCGCAGCCGCCGCCGCCGCCGCCGCCCGCCGCUCCCCCGCACGGGCCGCCGCCGUUCCCGGGGAAGGGCGGCCUGCAGAUCCGGAAGAAUGCCAUCACGGACGACUACAAGGUCACCACGCAAGUGCUGGGGCUCGGCAUCAACGGGAAAGUUUUGGAGAUCUUCAGUAAGAAGAGCGGCGAGAAGUUCGCGCUCAAGAUGCUGCAGGACUGCCCCAAAGCCCGCAGGGAAGUGGAGCUGCACUGGCGAGCGUCGCAGUGCGCGCACAUCGUCCGCAUCAUGGACGUCUACGAGAACCUCUACCAGGGCAGGAAGUGCCUGCUCAUCGUCAUGGAGUGCUUGGAUGGCGGGGAGCUCUUCAGCCGGAUUCAGGACAGGGGAGACCAGGCCUUCACAGAGCGGGAGGCUUCAGAGAUCAUGAAGAGCAUUGGGGAAGCCAUCCAGUACCUGCACUCGAUCAACAUCGCGCACCGGGACGUGAAGCCGGAAAACCUCCUGUACACCUCCAAGAGGCCCAACGCUGUGCUGAAACUCACCGACUUCGGCUUCGCCAAGGAAACCACCACGCACAACUCCCUGGCCACCCCGUGCUACACGCCCUACUACGUGGCCCCAGAGGUGCUGGGCCCAGAGAAGUAUGACAAGUCCUGUGACAUGUGGUCCCUCGGUGUCAUCAUGUACAUUCUGCUGUGCGGGUACCCCCCCUUCUACUCCAACCACGGCCUGGCCAUCUCUCCUGGCAUGAAGAAGCGAAUCCGAAUGGGCCAGUACGAGUUCCCCAAUCCUGAAUGGUCCGAAGUGUCAGAGGAAGUGAAGCAGCUGAUCCGCAACCUGCUGAAGACAGACCCGACCCAGCGCAUGACGAUAACGGAGUUCAUGAACCACCCCUGGAUCAUGCAAUCCAUGCAGGUGCCCCAGACCCCGCUGCACACCAGCCGUGUGCUGAAGGAGGAGAAGGACCUGUGGGAGGAUGUGAAGGAGGAGAUGACCAGUGCUCUGGCCACCAUGAGAGUGGACUACGAACAAAUCAAGAUCAAGAAAAUCGAGGAUUCCUCGAACCCGUUGCUGAUGAAGAGGAGGAAGAAAGCCAACCCCCCCGAGCCCGCCGCGCUCCCCCACUGAGGGCCCCCGCGCCCGCCGGCCCUCGAGAAAGCAAUAACUAUAUAUAUAUAUUUUUAAAAAAAAAAAAAGACAAAAAGAAACAGACUGUUCUAUCGAGCGCAUGGAAUUCAGACAUUUAUACCAGACUAGUUAUUUUUAGCUACUCACCUGUGUUUCUGACCUUUCUGGAGCAGGUGGUAAGAGCCCCCCUGAGAUCCACACCUGCAGCCAGGGAUUUUUGUCCUGUAGGUGAACGCCGCCAAUAAUUGGAUUUUUAUUUUUCUUUUGUGAAACAGUUUUGAUUUAUAUAUAUAUAUUUUUUUUUUCUCCUUCCUUCCAAAGACAUGGAAACUCCUGUGGUGACCUUUUUAGGGUAUAUAACGUAUAAAUAUUUUUUAAAAACUACUGUAGAGCUGAAACCCAGACAGUGUUCCCUGUGUGGAUGCUGGCUAGAGACGGGCUCCAGGCUUGGGAGCGGGGCAGGGAAGGAGAGCUGCCCUCCCCCCUGUCCUGCUGGCAUGAGGGGGGGUCCCUGUGGCCACCAGAACUGCUGCUGUUAAAGCACAGGAGCCAAAAAGCAGCGCCCCACCCCUCCCUGAGCUGAGCUGGAGCCUGGAUCUGCCUGGCAGCGCCGUCCGUCUGUCCGUGCGUGGGGUGUGUGUCGUGUCCCUGAGCCUGGAGCUGCUCGUGGCUCCCCCUCCGUGGCCUGGACCUGUGCCUGGAACACAGCUCUGACCUCAGGGGUGGGCAGGGGGUGGGCAGGAGCUCCUGCAGCCCCAGCCCUGCAGGGAUGUGUUACAGGUGUGUCCCCCCUGACCCCAUGCCCAGCCCCGGGGAGGUGCUGCCCUGGGGACAAGUGGGUGGCAGGAGAGGGGUGGAGGUGGCACAGCUUGAGCCAGGAUGGCAGCGCUGACCCCUCCCUGGCUGGGGCUGGGGGAGCUGCUGCCCCCCCAGUGUGGCUCCUGCUGGGAGCAGGGCGGCUGCUCUGAAGUCUUUAGUCCAUGAAUUAUUAUUAUUAUUAUUAUUAUUUGUCACGAUGUUUCACUUCGUUAAAUGUGUUUGAAUGGGGAAAAACAACUUUUUAAGGCAAUGUUUAGUUUUUAGGCAAUCUUUUAGACACUGUAUGGAAUUUUAAUUUGUUUUGAAAACCGGUUUUUAUCCCUUUUUUUUUUUCCUUUUUUUUUAAUUAUUUUUGUCUGUUGGCUUAUACUAAUCUUCCCGGUCUGCUCUUCGGUCCUUUGGAUUAAAGACACUUCAAGCGUCA